Molecule: messenger RNA, 1518 nt
Organism: Pieris brassicae (large cabbage white)
Lineage: Eukaryota; Metazoa; Arthropoda; Insecta; Lepidoptera; Pieridae
Product: sodium channel protein Nach-like
Exons: 10
Coding region: 1-1518 (505 amino acids)
Biological process (GO): sodium ion transmembrane transport
Cellular component (GO): membrane
Molecular function (GO): ligand-gated sodium channel activity
Source: RefSeq, a predicted model, not a curated record
AUGAUACUGAGGCGAGCAUUUUUAGAAACAUUUAGAGAAUAUGUUGAUAACUGCUCCAUUAAUGGCGUUAAACAGAUGUGGGAGCCCAAGAGUGGGGUAAAGCAAAGACUAACGUGGGCUGUUAUCUUCGUGAUAAUGACUGCAGCUAUGGUCUACUUCCUUCAUUCUGUGUGGUAUGAAAGUCUCGGAAAACCCCUUGUGGUGACCAUGGACUCCUCCACCUACCCCAUAUCCAAGAUUGACUUCCCAGCUGUCGCGAUAUGCAACAUCAAUAGGAUCAGUACGAAAGCAUUAAUCAACUACACCAAAAUAAUAUACCCAUUACUAGCUAAACAUAACGAGUCAUUCGACGAGGUUCUAGCUUUCCUCUCUCAAUUGGGAAGACUUAUUGAUUACACAUACAACUUAACUCUGCGCAACCAUCCAUUCGUUGAUGCCUUCAAUUCGCAACUGAAUAAUACAAGGGAGCUUGUCAAAAUUAUGAGGAUGCUGGCGCCAUCUUGCGACGAAAUGCUAAUGAAAUGCUUUUGGGGAGGCAUGCAACAAAAAUGUGAAAACAUUUUCCGUGUUCGCCGAACGACACAUGGCCACUGCUGUAUAUUUAAUUAUAUUCUUGGUUAUGAUUCAGCUGAUAGACCAGACCGCACAUUGGACACGGCGAAACGGCAGCUUAGAGCUGGCAAGUACUUUGGCCUUUUUGUUUUAUUGGAAUCUAUGGCUGAGGACUACUCCUAUAAUCUGUACAGCAGGAAAGGAUUUGAGAUUCUGAUAUUCGAUCCGACCCAUUUUCCUGACCCAAACGGCGGUAGAGUGAUCCAGAGAACAGUUCAACCCGAUCAAGAGGUCUACAUUAAAAUACUAUCCACCAAACAGAUAGCUACGAAGGAAGUUCGAAAAUAUCCGGAAAGCACGAGAAAAUGUCUAUUUCACGACGAAAAACGUGAAAAAUUCAGUAAAAUGUAUUCGUACAGUGCCUGUGUAGUUCACUGUCGAGUGAGGACUAUACAAUCGCUUUGUAAGUGCACACCAUUUUACCUACCCGUGUCUUUAAAACAUGGGAGGGUGUGCACAUUGGAUGAUCUCACAUGUCUCAAUAAAUAUAAAGAAAAGUUUUUCUACCUAUACCCGAUGGGUGAAAGAAAUUUUGAUGGACUCGAGAUAGAGGCUGUGGACUCGCUUUACUGUCCUGAAUGUCUGCCGGACUGCGAACAUACGCAACACUUCACCGAAUAUGUGAAGUUUCAGUCAAAGUCGAACGGUUUCCAGGAUAAACUAUUUCCUAAAUUGGUCAUUAGGGACGUUAAUACCACGGGAAAAUGCAUAAUAAGUAUUUAUCAAUCCACAAAUUUUGGAGUAUUAAACCGCUUGGAUGUUGUAUCUUAUUGGUUUGAAGUUGUUAGUAACAUCGGCGGCUUUUACGGCAUUCUCAUCGGUUACUCAAUAAUAACCAUUCCUGAAAUAUGUUACUUUUUUAUAUUUCGGUUUUCAGUUCGCGUAUAUCAUUUCUAUGCAACAUAA